Effrenium voratum is the source of this 1028-nucleotide messenger RNA. NCBI's taxonomy places the organism in Eukaryota, Dinophyceae, Suessiales, Symbiodiniaceae. The record is from the annotation of a GenBank genome assembly.
GCCAUGGAAGAUAUUACCCAAACGCAAAGUCAGUCGCACGCAGCCGGCUUGGAGGCAUGACAGCUGCCUGCAAGAACUGAUCUUGGCACCCUCGCGGCGCGCCGAGCCCGGAUGUUUCUUUCCAGAGGGCUGCUUGUGGCCGGCCUGGUGCUCUGCGCCUGCGGUGAGGACAAGGAGGGUGCGGCCUCACAAGUGACGACCCUCACGGACAGCAACUUUGAGGAGUUGGUUGCGCGAGGUGCGGGCAAGCCCUGGGCGGUGAAGUUCUAUGCGCCUUGGUGUGGGCACUGCAAGGUGCUGGCGCCCAAAUGGGAGGAAUUGGCGGAGAAGCUGCAAGGCGAGGUGAACGUGGGCAAGGUGGACUGCACGGAGUCCCAAUUCAUCGGCAACAUGUUCGACGUGCACGGAUACCCCACGCUCAAGCUGAUCUCUGAGGGCCAGAUGUACGCGUUCAGCGGGCCCCGCAGCAUAGAGGCUUUGGUGGCAUGGGCGCAAGGAGGCUAUAAGAGCCAAGAGCCGACCAUGUAUCCCUUCGAUAGGUCCGCUUUUCACCAUUACCAGAUUAUGGCUUCGACAAUCUUUGCGAAAUACGGGUUCUACAUCGUCGGGGUCCUUUUGGUCGGCAUCGGCGCCAUGAUUUGCCUCCUUGAUCCAGGUGCUCCGGUCGCUAUGCCGAGUCAGCCAGAGGCGAAGCCCGCGCAGGGCGCGGAGAAGGAGGAGGCUGAAUCCAAGAAGGACUCCUGAGCGAACCAGCACUUUUGGAGAGCCAUUGCUAUGGAUGCUCAGAGGUCAGUCCUUGCACGCAAAUGCAUGGGCCAAGAGGCCCUUUGUGGAAGGUUUCCGUUGACUGUGUUUGAGUCAUCGAGCUUGCACUUGUGCGGCCCGGGGCAUUAGAGCGCAUGCCCCUCACAGGGUGGAGGGUGUCAGAGACAGGCCAUUGAGGCCCAAACACCACCCCAGCUCGUUUUGAAUCACUCCCCAGGUGCCUUUUGUAAUGUGACAAGCCUACUUGAUUGAAAGUGCCCAGG